This is a messenger RNA of Aspergillus lentulus, 1680 nucleotides long. RefSeq names its product origin recognition complex subunit 2. Gene Ontology annotation, biological process: DNA replication. Gene Ontology annotation, molecular function: DNA replication origin binding. NCBI's taxonomy places the organism in Eukaryota, Fungi, Ascomycota, Eurotiomycetes, Eurotiales, Aspergillaceae. Gene Ontology annotation, cellular component: nucleus; nuclear origin of replication recognition complex. The record is from RefSeq and is a predicted model, not a curated record.
AUGAAACGAAAGCAACCAGAUUCGGACGAUGGCGAGCGUCCUGUCUCGACGCCGAAGAGGCAGAGAACAACUGCGGUGAUCAAUGGCUCUACAAAUAGAAAUACGGACGCGGAUCGAUCCCUCGACAUGACGCCCUCGAAACGGAUCAAAUCAACACCGCAAAAACCAAGCUCAGCAACUCCCGCAGCACUGAAGGAAUCGGGCCUGAAAACUCCUACGCAUAGAUCAAAGGCGAAAGCUCUCUUCUCAACACCUACAAAAGCGACGGCUGUUUCUACGCCAAACCGAGCACGAAAUGCCGACCGAUCUGCGAAGAAGAAAAGCGCUCGCUUGUUGCUGGAGCAGGAUGAGGAUGAGAUCUGGGACGGGGCUGACCGUUUAGCCGAGGAGAUUCUGGAAGACGAGGGCGACGCGCCUGAGACCGCUGUAGAGGAUAGCGACGGUGUCAUCCCAACAGUUGAAGGCACCACGAAAGAGGCAACCGAUGGCAAGACUGCAGCGGCGCCGAAACGUCGUGCAGGGAGGCCGAAAGGCGCAAAAAACAAGCGCUCACCUACUCCCGAGGGAGAACUGCCGUCACACGAGCGAUAUUUCUUCCAGAACAGAGCUGGCCCUCCGCGGACGUCAAAUAACACCCUCAACAAAGUGAAUCUCCUGAUGCACGAGGAGUAUUUUGAGAAGUUGGCCGGAUAUACGGACCCUUGCCAGAAGGAGAAGAACUUCCUGCUGGACCUGCAUUGUCGUUCCUUUCCGCAGUGGGAUUUUGAGUUCAAUCAAGGCUUCAACAUCUGUCUCUACGGUUACGGCUCGAAGCGUCAGCUGCUUAAUGAUUUUGCAGACUGGCUUCACCAGAGACACAGCGCCUCACCUCCCUCUAUAGUCGUCGUGAACGGGCAUACUCCGAACCUGUCAAUUCGGUCUAUCUUCGCCACCAUUGUGACCGCUGUCCUGGGUGCAGACAUUCCAUCGAAGAUGGGGUCUCAGCCACUAGAGGUAUUAGAACUGUUGCAGUCUAGUCUCAAGUCUCGACCCUCCCAGAAACCAAUCACAGUACUGAUCAAUGCCAUCGACGCCCCUCCCCUCCGCCGAGCAACGAACCAAGCCCUCCUUGCGCGACUGGCUGCGACGCCAAAGAUCCAUUUACUUGCCACGGCAGACACUCCGAAUUUUCUGUUGAUGUGGGAUAUCAGCCUUCGAGAUCAGUUCAAUUUUGUUUUUCACGACUGCACAACAUUUGCCUCUUUUGAAAGUGAGUUUGAUGUUGUGGAAGAGGUUAACAACCUGCUUGGGCGCAAGGGCCGUCGAAUUGGUGGUAAAGAUGGUGUUGGCUUCGUGCUGAAGAGUCUUCCGGAGAACGCGCGGAAUCUCUAUCGACUGCUUCUCACUGAACUGCUAUGUAUGAUGGACGAAGGUCAUAAUUCGGAUGACGAGAUGGACGGCCAUGCAGGAAGAGAAGACGGGGCUCACGAUGAGACGGGCAUUGAGUUCCGAAUGCUCUACCAGAAGGCUGCCGAGGAGUUUAUUGCGUCUUCUGAAAUGAUGUUCCGAACACUAUUGAAAGAAUUCCAUGACCAUCAGAUGAUCACAUCGCGCAUGGACACGAGCGGAAUGGAAAUACUAGGAGUACCGCUGUCGCGAGAAGAAAUGGAAGGGGUUCUGGAAGAUCUGGUAUUGGGGUGA